Molecule: messenger RNA, 4939 nt
Organism: Spodoptera littoralis (African cotton leafworm)
Lineage: Eukaryota; Metazoa; Arthropoda; Insecta; Lepidoptera; Noctuidae
Source: the annotation of a GenBank genome assembly
AUUCAGUGUACGACAUACCAAAGAUCUGAAAAAUUCUCAGGACUAAAAUACAGAUUACCUACGCGUGGUCAAAGUGUGCGGUUUUAGUCGUAAUUUAGUUCUAAUUAAAAUACUAACGUUGCUCAAAGACGUAUAGUGAACGGUGGAAGUUUUCAGUGCAAUAAAUUUAUAAUAAGUUUGAUAGAUAUUAUGUGUUAGUGUGUGUAAUAUUGUGUUAAAACAUACGUUAGGACUGUCGUGCCAGAAGUACGCAAGUGGGUGUGAAUAUUUGUAAAUGUUCUUUAAAUAAGUGUUUAUUUUUUUAUUAUAAAACAUGGUCGCCAUGCUGGAAGUCGCUGAGAUGAGAAACAAUGACUAUUUUCGAUCGUUUUUACCUGCUGUCAACUCCCCACCGGUCCCUCACCGCGACAUAUCGGCACCAACGGCAACGUACCGUCCCUACACAGAAGAAUAUGCCACCGUCCAGCGCCGAGUUGAACGUCCCACCCAACCAGAAGAACCAGAACGAAAGAAAGACAAAAAAUGGUCCAUUGGAAAACUAUUCAGAAGAAAGAAAAAAGAAGACGAAAGUGGUACAUCUUCGGAAAGCGAUGAAGGAGUGAGCACUCGCUCCCCAUCGAAGAGAAAGUCCAAGAAAAAGAAGAAAUCGGCUCCGGCUGUUAAUAAUUUUGACCACAUAGUCAUAAGGGAUUCUAGAAGAGCACAAAGUUUAGCUAAACCUAACCUAAGAGAUGUUACCGAUGACGGUGUAUUAUCCGACCCUUCGGCCGGCUUCAUCAAUUACCGUGCUAAAACACAGGAAAUGUACAGAGCAUCCAAAGAAUCCCUCAGCCUGAGAGAAGACCAUUCUAAUAGAUCCUUAGGGCCAUCCUUGGAGUCUACUUCUAGGAAAACACGAAAAGGUAGAUUGAAAGCUAGAGUCGAAGCGCUAAGAAAUAGUAUGAGAGGAGAGUCAAGUAGUGAAGAAGAAUCACUCAAGUCAUCAAAUUCAUCAUUGAUGAUUAGAUUUAGAAGUGAGGAUUCCCUAAUGAGGUCACGCGACAGUUCACUAAACAAAAGAUCAAGAAGUGCAAGAAAUGAGAGGUAUAUUAAGAGAUUAUCGCGAGAUGAAGAAAAUCAACUGAAUAAGGAAGCCGAGCUGUUACAGCAAGGUUAUACGAAGGCUGAAGUUGAAAUGUUGACGCGAACACCCACGAGUCAAAGCAGCGGCUAUGGGACAUGCAAACGCGAUCAAACACAAAACAUGAAAACUGAGCAACUUUAUGCUAAUGAUGUUAACCGCCGUCCAAUGAAAUCCGAAUCAAUAUCAUCAUUCCCUUCAACACAAAGUUAUCCAUCAUCCAUCAAUUUUAACGCUAAAGUUAACAACGAACAUAUUAACUAUUCCAUACCAACCAGUAACAUUAAUAGAGAUAUGCUUUAUGCUAAUAAUAAUCGCGAGAGAAGCGUCAGUAACCAGUACGAGAAUCCGGAGAACGUCAUGUGUGUCAAAUUUCCUCUCGGGAAUGUCACAAACGUAAAAAGGGAGGAAAAGGCACCUCCUGUCCCGCCCCCUCGUGAUAUGCAACGAAAAGUCGCAACUCCUAUAUCCAUGUAUUAUGAAAAUAACCCCAUGAUAGCCGAUAGAAUAGCAAAUACUCAACAAACUGUUUUACAUGGUGUACCUAACAACGAUUUCGAAAGAGUCAUGAGGCGGAGUCAGGAAAGAUCACUUAGUCAUGGCUUUAACGGACUGCGCCGACCUAUAUCAAACUCUGAGGACCAUAUUGCAAUGCAAAACAAUGAAUACAUACAAAACUUCCAAAUGAAGAAUGAACAGCCUCGGAGACCUGCUUCAGUAUCAGCAGAACCAAAUCAUUAUGGCUUGUACGCUAAUUCACCACCUUGGAGAAAGUCUGUUGGUCCUACUAACAUUGUUAAGCCAGAACCAGUCCAAUUGAGACAUGAUUAUUUGUACUACGCUGAUCAGAGCCCAAGGUCACGAAGACCCAUUAGUGUUAAAACUAGUCAAAAUGGUUAUGAAAAUCAAUAUCUUAGUGAUUCUCAAACCUCCCAAAAUGUCACUGAAAGUGUGUAUCGUCGGCCACGUAACGCAUCUGAGUUCUGGAAAAAGAUUGACGACGCUGAAAGACAGAGAAGGCAGCAAAGUGUAUACGCAAACUCACGAAGCAGUAGCGACUUUUCAAACUCUACACAACUGAGCAGAGUAGCUCCGUAUUUAGAACAAAAUAAACUAGGCCACGAAAACACAGACAUUCAAAAUAAAAACAAAAAUCCAUUUAAAACGUCUUCUGUUGACACAACAGACGGUGCCAAAGUUUGGAAGGCGACAACAGAGUACAAGCGUUCUGUUACAGUCGACCCACCAAAGACUGUGACAUCACCAAGUUCAAAAACACAUGUUAGACAUAAAUCUGACACCUAUGUUCCCAGUGUUUAUCAAAUGCCAUCAGACGAUGAAAAGAGCUCAGAAAGGCGGAAAUCUACUAACCUUGACGAUGCUCUUAAUGAAUUAGAAGCUAUCUAUAACAGCUUAGGUUUAGGAGACGAAGAUUUAUUAGAUAGAGCCGAACGUCGAGAGUUAAUGACUCCGAAGUUCAACGACCAUUUUAAUGACUGGAAUGGAAACGAUGACGAGAUUCAACUGCGAAGUCAGCCAACGACGCCUUUGAGACGUGUGCAAAGAAGGUCGACAUUACCUGACAAGUUGCAAGAUGAUAUGGCAUUUAGACGAAUGAAUUCCUUAACGAAGGAAAAACCUAAUUAUAAAGAUGCACAAGCACAAAUAAGCUAUAUGUUGGCAUCACCUGUUUACGUGCCCUAUGCGUCUGACGAUGACAGGCAGUCCGAACGAAACGAGCCCGAUAUAGUUUACGAUGACGUUGUUUACAGAAAUAUAAAACAGACUAAUAGUCGAUUAAAGACUCUAGAUCCUCAACCGCCUUUUGGCAUACCAAUAGGACCGGUUUCACCUGCCCCGCAAAGUGAUUAUCUUCACGCAACUCCUGAAAAUAAGGGCCGAUCACGAUUUGUCCCAAGGAGAUCACCAGAUUUAGUUUCUGAUGAUUUAGCUUAUAGAAGUCUAAGAAAGGACAAUAGGCAUUCUUCACAUUUCAAUGGUGAAGAUUAUACCGGUCUUAUUAAUAACAAUCAUUCUUAUAAUGAGUAUUCUUACAAUAAAGACACUGCCGCUAAUCUUAAGAAGAAGAGAGCCGUUAGGUCUCUUUCCGCUAAUAUAUUUACGAUGAUACAAAAAGAAAUCGACGAUGCACUGAACAUGAGUAAAAUGGCUACGUUACAGAAAACGCAUAGUAAUAGUGACGUCAUGAAACGGCUUCGUAACACAUUCGAAAGUAAUGACAACGAGCAGGACCACUACCCGCGUAAUAAGGUAAAGCAAAGACACAACACUGUCAGUCUAUUCGUUAAUAACACCCAUGCACCCACCCAUCAUUUUGCAAAAGACGAUUCAUUCAUUCAUAGUGAUGAUAAGCAUCUUGCUAAGCCACCAUCAUGUGAUAAGUCCAAAAGCUCAUCACCAUCAAACAGAUCUCCCCAAGCAUCGAAACGUUCAUCAAAGGACGAGUUUCAACAGGUUCUAAGUAUGCUGGCCCAAGAAGCUAUGGACACAAGUAACAAGUUAGGAGUAGCAUUAGCAGAACUAGAUAAAAAUAGGAACAGUAAUGAGAAGAAAUCAGAUGUUCAGAGUCGAAUUUCUGAUAGUCGGCAAACCUUUUUAAAUGGAUUAACAUGUAAAUCUUUGGAAGAGCCGGUGCCUGAAGUGAAGCUUGUUAAUGUUCAUUCUGAAGUUGUUACUGAACCAAAAGAUGAUAAACCAGUGACGUCCACAUACAUAAAUGAAACCAAUGAAGAUUCCAAAGGUAAGAAAACUGAAGACAGUCUUCUAGCAAUAUCAGAUCAGCUGCAUAAAGUUGAAGAUCAACUCAAACACAGUUUCGAAAAAGAGCUUAACUUCGAAGACGAAAGUUUAAAACUAUCAAAUUACAUAACAAAAGCUGAAGAACAAUUGAAGGCUCAAGAAACCACGGUUGUGAUACCAGAGACUAAAUUGAUACCUGACGUUAUCCCAUUGACUAUAAAAGAGGACGCGAUAAAGAUAGAAACGGUUACCGAAAAACAAGAUGACAUCGAACUGAAACCACCAAUUAUUAAUUCACUAAAUCCAUUUUUAAAUACUGACGACAAAAUCAAAGAAAUUAAUGAAAUAAACGCUUUUAAGGAAUUGAAAGAUGGAAUAUCUGAUUUAAUCGCUGGUAUUUGUCAAGUAAAUGAAAAGUUAUUUACACAAAAUAAAGGACCAAAAUUGGAUAAUAGUAAUACUAAUCCAGAGAAGAUAUCUGGAAUAACAGAAGCCACUGAAAAGUUGAACCAAGUGUCACAAAGUAUAUGUAGCCAAGAAGUUCCUAAUAGGGCUUCCGUUAAUCUUUCUAUAUACGAAGACGAUUUAGAAACCAAAAAGGAUACGGCUGCUGACUCAACAGAAUAUAAUUCCUCGGAAGAACUGGCGACGAUAUUUCAGUUAGACAGUAGCGCUAAAUCCCAGACUGUCAGCGAAAAUCAGAACGGAUCCGAAAAUAAAAUUCGUAAUGAGUUAAGUUCGCCCAAAUUGGUUCAGACUAUGAAUCAGCAGCUAAGAAGGUUGUCUGUAGACCAGACGGAUGAUUGUGCUCCUAGUCAAAGCAACUCACUGCCGACGAACGUGGUUCCCUGGAGAAUUAAGAGGCAAACUAACAAUUCACAAAAAGAAAAUCGAGGCGAUAAUGCGCAGUCGAAGCGCGAUUGGCACGACUCUGGCACGUUGAUGUUAGCUUGUACCUACACGAUGAUGUUCUCCCAACACCUGGCAGACUUGGACUGGUUGACGCUGCUCGGUUUGCUGCUGGCAAUGAUCACAAUUAUCGCUAUGCUAAUUAUAUAA